ACUUUCCAUAAGCGCGCAAUGGGAUGAAUUGCGCCUUGCGGCGAUCUCAUGGCUGUGAACUCCGCAGCCUCUACUUGAGUGUCACCAUCCGCUGCGCGACCGACCUUUUCUCCUCAUCCUUCAUUAUUGGCCAUGUCGCUGAGGCAGAGGGUCGAUAAUCUCCUCGCCGUGGGAGGCGAUGUUGCCAUUCCAGUUCUCACCGCCGUCAACACCGCAUCGGGCGUGUUCCCUCCCCUACAGGCUGCCACCAAUGCCGCACUGCUCAUCCUCACUGAAAUCAAAAAAUUCAAGGGAAAUAAGGGAGAAUUGGAGCGUUUUGGAAAAUAUAUCGGAGACACCAUGGUCAAUGUGGUUACAGCCAUUGGUUCGUAUGGUGAAUCUAAUGAAAAACCCAAGUCGUGGGUUGAAAGUGUCAAGAAGCUGGGCGAGGCGCUGGAGCGCAUUCAAAUUGAAAUCCGUCGAUUGAGUGGGAAGAUGGAAAGACAGUCUGGUAUCCGCAACUUCUUCUCCCAUAUGAAGAACCCUAGCAGGCUCGAUGAUUUAAAGAAAGAUUUUGGCGAAGCCUUGGCAAUGUUCCAGCUGGAGACAGACUUGAUGGUUGGUGCGAUAGCAAACAAUCAAGUUCUGAAUGAACUUAAAUAUCCUAUUGUCCCCCAUCACGAUUCAACACAGCCGUGCCUGCCAGACACUAGGAUUGAUCUGAUCGAGCGUAUAAUGGCGUGGUGUCGUACCACGGAGGAUGGCAAGAAUCGCGUAUUACUGCUUACUGCCGUGGCUGGUGCGGGCAAGACAUCUGUUGCGCUCUCAAUCGCAGAGGAGUGUAAAAGAGCAAAGAUAUCAUCGUCAAGCUUCUUUUUCAAAGCAGGCGAGCAGUCGCAGCCGGACCAUCUGUUCAGCGGCAUGGCUCGAUCUCUGGCAACCAGUGACCCCGCAUACCGUGCCUCCCUCAUAUCGGCUCUUCAAGAGGACCCAGCCCUCUCGACUGCCCCAUUCGCGACGCAAUUCGAGAAACUAGUGGCUGAACCUCUCCGUCUCAGGACAUCCUUGUCUGACCGUCCUAUGGUGAUUAUCAUUGAUGCGUUAGAUGAGUGCGAUACAAAGUCAUUCCCACGUCUUGCCGAUAUACUUCGGAAAGCAGUCCCAAAACUACCACCCAACAUCAAAUUCUUUCUCACUUCGAGACAAUUUGACCUCGUUGAUCGUUUCCUAUCGCCGAAUUACCCUAUUGAUCGCCUCACCAUCGAUCUGUCGGACGAUGCUAACAUGCAUGACUGUGCUAUCUACAUCCGAUCACAACUAUACGAACUGAAGGACGUGCAUCCUGGUUUGGAAGAUGGAAUCGGGGAAGAAGACACAUUAGUCCAAAGCAUACGAGAGCGAGCGGGCGGCUUGUUCAUUUGGAUCAGUACUGUCUUUGAUUACAUGAAGGUCAGCGGUAGUGAUGCUACGAAGAUGCUGAAGAAACUGCUGGAUGAAGAUCUCAACCGACCAAAGGCGUCCGCUGAGGAAGUGAUGGAUAGGCUAUAUGCGAAUAUUUUAGAGAAGUGCAACUGGAAGGAUGACGAUUUCGUGCAUGACUACCCGAUCGUGAUGGGAGCAAUUCUAAUCGCCCAGAAGCCACUAUCUGUUGUGGCCUGGGACGCCAUUCUCUCACCACUGCUGGCGUCGGACAUCCGAUAUGCAUUAGCUCAGCUUGCACCCCUUGUCUCAGGAGUUGGGGAUGCUAAAAGGCCAAUUCGUAUUCUGCACCAAUCUUUUCGCGACUUUCUCACAGACCGAGUCAAUCCACAAUCACCCAUACUUGGUCGGUUUGGAGUGGAUGCGAGGAGGGAGAACGACAGAGUGGCCCUGCGCUGCAUCGAAAUCUUGAAUACAGAACUUUCGAGUAUAAAGGAUUUAGGGCUGAUUGAGGACUUAUCCGAAAAAGCCAAGCUGCCACCCAUUCCUCAAGAGGUGCCGUCUGAACAUGUCCAUUAUGCAUGUCGGCAUUUCGUGCAUCAUCUUAGCCAAUUGCAGGAGCCGCUGGAGGCGGCCAAAGAUUCUAUUCACGCAUUUCUCAACGAGCAAAUAUUGCGCUGGGUGGAAGUCUGUGUGAGGACGGAAGGGUACAUUAGUAUAUCAUUGUUCCCUGAAUGGGCCAAGUUGAACAUUGAUCGGGCCUCCAAAGAAGUCAUUCACAAGUUGGUCAAAGUGUUUCGCAAUGUGAGGAGAAAUCUUGCGUUCUUUUUAAGAUUGCAGGAGGCAUAUGAGUUGGCAAAUGAUUCAGUUGCACUGUGCCAUUGCCUUGUGUCUACGGACUCAGAGUCCUACACCCCGGAUUUAGCUCGAGCACUUGGGAGCCUAGAUGCAUCACUCACCAACCUUGGACAACAUUCUGAAGCACUCCUUGUGAACGAAGCAAGUGUGAAACUCUGGCGCGAGCUCGUUGCCACCCAUCCAGCAUCAUACACCCCAGAUUUGGCUCGAGCGCUCCUGAAUCUUUUUGUAUCACUCGACAAAGUUGGACGCCAUUCCGAGGCACUCAUGGUAAUCAAAGAAAGUGUGAAACUCUGGCGCGAGCUCGUUGCCACCCAUCCAGCAUCAUACACCCCAGAUUUGGCUCGAGCGCUCCUGAAUCUUAAAGUAUCACUCCACAAAGUUGGACGCCAUUCCGAGGCACUCAUGGUAAUCAAAGAAAGUGUGAAACUCUGGCGCGAGCUCGUUGCCACCCAUCCAACAUCAUACACCCCAGAUUUGGCUCGAGCGCUCCGGGAUCUUUUUGUAUCACUCGACAAAGUUGGAUGCCAUUCCGAGGCACUCAUGGUAAUCAAAGAAAGUGUGAAACUCUGGCGCGAGCUCGUUGCCACCCAUCCAGCAUCAUACACCCCAGAUUUGGCUCGAGCGCUCCGGAAUCUUAAAGUAUCACUCGACAAAGUUGGACGCCAUUCCGAGGCACUCACGGUAAUCAAAGAAAGUGUGAAACUCUGGCGCGAGCUCGUUGCCACCCAUCCAGCAUCAUACACCCCAGAUUUGGCUGGAGCACUCCGGAAUCUUAAAGUAUCACUCGGCAAAGUUGGACGCCAUUCCGAGGCACUCACGGUAAUCGAAGAAAGUGUGAAACUCUGGCGCGAGCUCGUUGCCACCCAUCCAGCAUCAUACACCCCGGAUUUGGCUCGAGCGCUCCAGAAUCUUAAAGUAUCACUCAACAAAGUUGGACACCAUUCCGAGGCACUCACGGUAAUCGAAGAAAGUGUGAAACUCUGGCGCGAGCUCGUUGCCACCCAUCCAGCAUCAUACACCCCAGAUUUGGCUGGAGCGCUCCUGAAUCUUUUUGUAUCGCUCGACAAAGUUGGACGCCAUUCCGAGGCACUCAUGGUAAUCAAAGAAAGUGUGAAACUCUGGCGCGAGCUCGUUGCCACCCAUCCAGCAUCAUACACCCCAGAUUUGGCUGAAGCGCUCCUGAAUCUUUCUGUAUCACUCGACAAAGUUGGACGCCAUUCCGAGGCACUCACGGUAAUCGAAGAAAGUGUGAAACUCUGGCGCGAGCUCGUUGCCACCCAUCCAGCAUCAUACACCCCAGAUUUGGCUGGAGCGCUCCGGAAUCUUAAAGUAUCACUCAACAAAGUUGGACGCCAUUCCGAGGCACUCACGGUAAUCGAAGAAAGUGUGAAACUCUGGCGCGAGCUGGUUGCCGCCCAUCCAACAUCAUACACCCCGGAUUUAGCUCGAGCGCUUGGGGGUCUAGAUGCAUCGCUCACCAACAUUGGACAACAUUCUGAGGCACUCCUUGUGAAUGAAGAAAGUGUGAAGCUCUGGCGCGAGUUAGUUGCCAUCCAACCGAUAUCGUACUCCCCCGAUUUGGCUCAAGCACUCGGGAAUCUUGUAAUAUCUCUCGACAAUCUCGGACGCCACUCUGAGGCGCUCCUCAUAAAUGAAGAAAGGCUCAGACUCCUGCCCCAGUAGUUGUCAUUUAUCUGAUAUCAUCCACUCCGGGUUCGACACGAUCAUUCUGCAGCCUCAUGCUCACCAGCUCGUGCUUUGUUGUUCGCGGCGAGUUACUCACCCGCCAUCAUGUGUUUUUGGUGUAGCCUUGGUAAUGCAGACUCCACCUGUUUUCAUGCUUAGGGCGCUGUGUGGACGCA
Cantharellus anzutake is the source of this 4121-nucleotide messenger RNA. RefSeq lists its product as uncharacterized. NCBI's taxonomy places the organism in Eukaryota, Fungi, Basidiomycota, Agaricomycetes, Cantharellales, Hydnaceae. The transcript has 6 exons. The coding region runs from base 133 to 3942 and encodes 1269 amino acids. Gene Ontology annotation, molecular function: protein binding. Gene Ontology annotation, biological process: cell surface receptor signaling pathway. The record is from RefSeq and is a predicted model, not a curated record.